UUCAAUGUCGUGACAGUAAACAGACCUGCCGUUUGGGAUCGAUAACCGUGCAGAUCUUGCAAAUCAGUAAGCCUCCGCUUUACGAAGAGGUAUGUGCGUAUCUCUCUUACCCAAUAAACCCACAAUUCCUUGCGGCUGUUGGACGGAAGGAUUUGUCUUCAUGCGGUAUGCACAUAGCAAACUGUGCGCGUUGGUCAAACAGGAACCGUGGAUGAGAUGUUUGUUUCCACGCCAUGUUUCCACUUCCUCUCGGAGGCAGGGUUCAUCGCCCGGCGAGUGGCGGCACUGCUGGCUAUGCGACCGGCAUCUCGCCCGUAAGGGCUAACCCCAGGAUCGUCAUAGUAGAUGUCCUUCCUCUUCUCGUUAGCUGUUGUGUCAAGGUCUCUGGUGUCGAUCUCUUCUUGGCAUGGAGAGCUUAGAGGUGGAUGAGUGGAUGAUCGUUAUGCAGUCGGCGGGCGCGAAGGUCGUCCCCAAAAAUAACAAACAUGCAGUCACGCAGGAAAUGACAUGUAUGCCUACAGCACACACACCUCGCGAUGGACGUGAAGGAACAGGACUGCAGUCGUCACACAAUUGGUCUGGUGUUGGUAGUCCGUGGGGCUAUGGCACCUUGGCAUCCCGAUGUUUGUCCCGACCUGAUAGUCGCAUCUCGAGAAAAAGGUAGACGUAAUUUCUCCACCUAACCUAUUAGGCCACUACCUCCCGUACUUGUAUCUGACCGCCAAAAGAAAAGGCCCCACUGAGCCCCUUUGAUCACAUACCUUUGUGCAUACUUGCAAUACCAAGCAAGGUCACAACCUCGGGAUACACGCACGUCAUUCUUCGCUCCUGCGCCUUACAUACAUAUUGCAUCUCCUCGCUCUCCAUCCAAACCUUGCCAAGCACUGAUCAUACCUACGGCAUCUCCGAUAGUCAGUCAUGCCUUCAUCUCUGGAUAACUCCUUCUCCAUUCAAGUUGGUGGUUCCUUUAUUGCCCCGCCUUCCAACUCCGCUGGUGAGAAACACCAAGCCAAGGUUGGCGAUUCCCAGCCUGCCAUUUUCAGCCUGCAGAACGGACGUCUGCAAUCAGGUGACUGGGUAUUGGCCCGCGCAAUGGCCGAAGAUCGGAGUUUCGGCCCCAAAAUGGUCUUUUGGUUCAAGGCGGACAGCUGCGAGGGGAAGAUACAUCCGGUUGCCGCCGAACAGGAAGGAGAAUCUGUGAGGCUGACAUUCAAUGGUAUGUGUCGGUUGUCCUACGCUUUUCGGGAGCCAGCAAUAUGUCGCCCCGUACUAAUCGUUCUCGGUUCUUAUUUGCAGAAGCGAGCUUGACCGUUGAGGACGGCAAUGUCUUUGCUGAUCUGUCCGGCGGUAAUCGCACACUUCCCUUUCCCUGGUUACAUACGAGCUGCUAAUUGUAGACAAAGAAACACACGACCGAGUGAUGAUUAACGCAAAAU
Molecule: messenger RNA, 1436 nt
Organism: Periconia digitata
Lineage: Eukaryota; Fungi; Ascomycota; Dothideomycetes; Pleosporales; Periconiaceae
Source: the annotation of a GenBank genome assembly